Molecule: messenger RNA, 2921 nt
Organism: Nelumbo nucifera (sacred lotus)
Lineage: Eukaryota; Viridiplantae; Streptophyta; Magnoliopsida; Proteales; Nelumbonaceae
Product: Tetratricopeptide repeat (TPR)-like superfamily protein
Biological process (GO): RNA modification
Molecular function (GO): RNA binding; protein binding; zinc ion binding
Source: RefSeq, a predicted model, not a curated record
AACAUCACCCCAUGGUUUGUUCGCAAUGUGCAGCUACAGUGUACUGUUGGAACAGUGUUAGGAGCUUUUAUCGGUAACAGAUCAACAGAUCCCUACCCCAUCUGAAAUUCUGAAUCCGAAUAUCUAAAUAUCUAAUCCCGAUUGACGUUCUUUCCUUUGUUUAUAGUUUGUAGUACCGAAUAUAACCAAACCCCUGACCCUGAUCAUUGGAGAGUCUAGUUCACGGCACAAACAAGCGAAGGAGCUUCAGUUAUUCGACAUUAUGACUUAUGGUUUUUACACUCAGAGCAAAGCCUACCUCCAACGGUAACCGCAUUUCAAAAAUUCUUCAGUUGCCCCAAGUCUUUCUCUCAUUCUCUUCCCUCACACCAAAUUCUCUCCAAACCUUACACAAUGGCCUUGAAAGCAAUACAAGAGAAUUGGAUUUCAAUGCAGUCUUCCUCUCCUGCACCGAUACGCACAUCGCCAAGUGCCUUCACGCUCACCUUUUGGUGUCUGGGAAUGCCCGGAACAUUUUCUUCUCCACUCGACUUGUUAACCUCUACGCCGACCUUGGUGACGUCUCCUUUUCUUGCCUCGCUUUUGAACAAAUCCCAAAGAAGAAUGUCUUCGCCUGGAAUUCGAUGAUCUCUGGUUAUGUCCGCAAUGGUUGUUACCGUCAAGCUGUCGAUUGUUACUCUCGUUUGUUAACUACGUCGGGAGUUCGACCUGAUUUCUUCACUUUUCCUGUUGUGUUGAAAGCUUGUUGGGACCUGAGCGAUGGGAGGAAGAUGCAUUGUUGGAUCUCUAAACUUGGUAUUGGUUCGGAUGUCUUUGUGGCUGCUUCUUUGGUUCAUAUGUAUUCAAGGCUCGGAUUCGUGGACGACGCUCGUAAAAUGUUCGACGAAAUGACGGUACGAGAUAUGGGCUCAUGGAAUGCGAUGAUUUCUGCAUAUUGUCAAAAUGGAAAGGCAGCGGAGGCUCUGGAGGUAUUUGAGGAGAUGAGGUUGGAGGGGAUGAAGUUGGACCCAGUCACCAUCUCAAGUAUUCUUCCUGUUUGUGCCCCUUUAAACGAUCUUCUGAGGGGGAUGUUAAUUCAUGUUUAUGUUAUCAAGCACGGUUUGGAAUUUGAUGUGUUUGUUUCAAAUGCUUUGAUUAACAUGUAUGCUAAACUAGGUAGCUUAGAUCCUGCCAGACGUGUCUUUGAUCAAAUGCCAGUGCGUGACUUGGUUUCAUGGAACUCAAUUAUUGCUGCUUACGAGCAGAACAAUGACACAACUAGGGCUCUCGGAUUUUUUGUUCAGAUGAAACAAAAUGGUUUUCAGCCUGAUGCCUUGACCCUGGUGAGCUUGUCAUCUAUGGUUGCUCAAUCUGGGGACUCUCAAAAUAGCAGGCCUAUACAUGCUUUCAUGAUGAGGAGGGGUUGGCUGUUGGAAGAUAUCUUCCUUGGAAAUGCUGUUGUUGAUAUGUAUGCAAAAUUAGGUAGCAUAGCUUCUGCACAGAAAGCCUUUGAAGCAAUGCCAGACAAAGAUGUGAUUUCCUGGAAUGCUUUGAUCACCGGCUAUGCACAAAAUGGCCUUGCCAGUGAGGCAAUUGAGGUAUACCACAUGAUGGAAGGAUGCAGUGGAAUAGUACCAGACCAGGGAACGUUGGUGAGCAUUUUGCCUGCAUUAUCCCAUAUAGGAGCUUUGCAGCAAGGCAUGAGAAUCCAUGGACAAGCAAUUAGGAUGGGCCUCCAUUUGGAUGUUUUUGUAGGUACUUGUCUUAUAGACAUGUACUCCAAAUGUGGGAGGUUAGAUGAUGCAAUAUCUUUAUUCCUCCAAGUGCCACGGAUGAGUUCAGUUCCUUGGAAUGCUAUAAUAUCUGGUUAUGGAAUUCAUGGGCAUGGUGAGAAAGCACUAAAGCUCUUUCAGGAAAUGCAGAGUGAAGGGGUCAAGCCGGAUCAUGUCACCUUUGUAUCUCUCCUAUCAGCUUGUAGUCAUGCAGGUUUGGUAGAUCAGGGCCAGUGGUGCUUUCAGCUGAUGCAGGAAGACUAUGGGAUCAAGCCCAAUUUGAAGCAUUAUGGCUGUAUGGUUGACUUGCUUGGUCGAGCUGGCCAUUUGGAAAAGUCCUAUGCGUUUAUAAAGAAUAUGCCCAUACUGCCUGAUUCUUCUGUAUGGGGUGCUCUUCUUGGUGCUUGCAGGAUUCAUGGCAAUUUUGAACUUGGGAUGUUUGCAUCAAAUCGCUUAUUUGAAGUGGAUUCAGAGAAUGUUGGCUACUAUGUGUUGUUGUCAAAUAUAUAUGCAAAUGUUGGGAAAUGGGAUGGAGUAGAUAAAGUGAGGUCCUUGGCCAAAGAUAGGGGAUUGAAGAAGACCCCUGGGUGGAGUUCCAUUGAGGUGAAUAAUAGGGUUGAUGUAUUUUAUACGGGAAACAAGUCCCACCCUAAAUGUGAGGAGAUAUACAGUGAACUGAGAAUGUUGUUGGCUAAAAUGAAAAGCCUUGGUUAUGUGCCAGAUUAUAGCUUUGUGUUGCAGGAUGUCGAGGAAGAUGAAAAGGAGCAUAUUCUCACAGGCCAUAGUGAGAGGCUGGCAAUUGCAUUUGGGCUUAUUAGCACUCCUCCAAAGACAACUAUUAGGAUCUUCAAGAACUUGCGUGUCUGUGGGGAUUGCCACACUGCUACAAAGUUCAUAUCAAAAAUCACUGAGAGGGAGAUUGUUGUGAGGGAUUCAAACCGUUUUCAUCACUUCAAAGAUGGCAAUUGCUCCUGUGGGGAUUACUGGUGAUGAAAGUCAUAGUGAAGUGACCAUUUUUUUUUCAUUCUCGGGAGAACUAAACUGACAUUGAAGGUAUAAUUUGUUGAUCUAGCAAAGGUAAUUAUUGUUCAAUAACCAUAAGGGAAGAAGCUCACCAACUUAAGUUAUUUUCUGUAUUCUUUUACAUGAUAAAUUGAUUCUGUCUCUUCA